CUGAACUUUUCAAAAUAAGCCCCGGACGAGCUGCCCGGGACGUUACUAUACCUAAAAAUCAAGACCAUACCAAGGGAUGGUGAUCGGAUUAUUAUAUUUCUUUGAUUGAAGAGCCGCGUUCGAGCAAUCCGUCGGCCGGAAGCCGCCGGUGCGAUUGACGCCACCGCGGAGGAGCCCUAGCGGAACUGACGUCACAGACCUCUCGCUCCUUGGCAGACUCGGUUGUCCCGCUGCAGUCCUAAUGGAGAACCGCGCCGAGUGUUCCUCAUUCUGAGCCAGUUUCUUCAAUAAUUAUGCCGCGGUACUGCGCUGCACAAGACUGCUCGAACAGCGUAUGUUACAGCGGCAGGCCUGCGCACAAGUUUCCGAGUGAGCCCACGUUGCGGAAGCUGUGGAUUCGCGCGGCCCGUCCUUCCCAGCCAACAUGGAAGCCCGCCAAAGGCGAUUGUCUUUGCACGGAGCACUUCGAAGACGAGGACUACAAGACGAGCCCGAAGUUACUGCAAAGUCUGGGCUUGCCUGUAAAACAGGCCUAUUUGAAGCCUGACGUGGUGCCAUCGCUCUUCACGCGAAAACGCAAGCGAGAGCGGCACAGCGGCGCCGUGGAAAAACGGCGACGGAAAGAGAUAAUUGCUGAAUUGCUGGAGGCACCGGCACAAGCAAAGGCCACACUCAUCGCUGAAGAAGUCAGCACAUCGUCAACCCCUUCUGGUGACGACACUGAGCAAGGUCCUGACUCUGGACAUGAACCGAUGCAUGAUGCAAAUGCUGGCAUCGAAGAACCUUGUUCGAGUUCAGCCCCCUCCAUCAGUAAUGCCAAACAGGCUCAACCUGACCUUCGGAACGCUGCUACGCAGACCUCGGGCAUCUACAGAAAUCGAGGCAUACAAGUCACCUUGAAGACUUCAUCACGAAAGUCCCAAACGAAUCCUGUCCUCGUGACACCACGAUGCUCCUCACCAAAUCAUGUCCCCCAGGCUCCAUUAGAUUGGAUGUUGCCUGAAGGGCUGACUCUGUCGCCGCAGCCGCCAGUGCGCAGACAACCAGCUCCACCACCGGACCCACCACAGCUGCCAACAAUAAACAAUGAGCUGCCCAGUGCAGGCCAGGAAGAGUCUGUUGAAGAGUGUCCCACGGAGCUGCCAGAGCCACACGUGGAAGCAGACAGCCUAUACCUCCCCUCCGACGCUAGCUUCCUCAUGAUGAUGUCCGACACCGGCUUUCUGAGGGAUGCACAGCAGAACACUGCAUCUGACAGCGCACCCAGUCAGCAUGAGAGCAGCAAAAGCAUCGACUACGUCUCGGAACGAAAGUUUAUUGUUUUCGAGUCUUGUUUGGACGAGCUACUAGGUAAUUGUCCCGAGUGCACUGCACUGUGCCGCAUCACAGAGAAGAAGAUCAGAGGGACAUGUCUCCGGGUGCACAGAAUGUGCAACAAUGGCCACCAACACACCUGGACCAGCCAACCAUCAGUGAAUAGGAGGGCCCUGGGCGAUGUGCUCCUAGCUGCAGCAACGCUCUUCUCUGGGAGCAUCGUCAAAAAAGUGCUGAGGCUCCUCCACCAGAUGGGCGUGCCCUGUUUAUCGUACGAGACAUACUUUAAGAUUCAGGGUGCCUUCCUUCUACCAGCGAUCAGACAGGUGUGGAACAGGAAACAAAACGAGCUCUUCGAGCAAGCAAGUGGACGAGAACUGGUCCUCGCUGGUGAUGGGCGGUCAGACUCCCCCGGGCACUCAGCAAAAUAUGGAACAUACACCGUCGUCGACGUGUCAACGAAGAAGGUUCUCCAUGUGGAAACAGUGCAGUCCAACGAAACGAAGGGCAGCUGGGCAAUGGAGCUCGAGGGCCUGAAAAGGACUCUACUGAUUUGUGAAGCCAAUGGAUUGACUGUGGGAGGAAUCAUCACUGAUCGCCACUCCAUGAUCAAGUCAUUCCUUGCCAAGUGGUACCCCCAGAUUCGGCACAUGUUCGACUGCUGGCACGUUGCAAAAGGCAUCAAGAAACGCAUGGUCUCAGCUGGGAAACUCAAAUCCCUUGUGGGACUCCAAGACUGGGUGCAGGCAACUGUCAAGCACCUCUAUUGGUGUGCGGAAUCCAGCGAUGGAGCGCCAGAGGAGAUCCUUCCUAAGUGGACUUCCCUGGUGGGACACGUGGCUGACUUGCACGAACAUGCCGACCCCCUGUAUCCAAGGUGCCAGCACGGAGACCUGGGGAAGAAAAAGUGGCUUCCUGAGGGACUUCAGGCACACGACAAGCUAAAGAGCAUCGUGCUGUCAAAGCCACUGCUGAAGGACAUCCCGCAGCUCUCAACCUCAGCGCAAACCUACGCAACUGAGUGCUUUCACAGCACUGUGAACCAGUUCGCACCGAAGUCGACACACUUCGGUUACGAGAGCAUGCAGGCAAGAGUCUUUGUGGCAGCGCUGCAUUUCAACGAAAACAGCGACAGGCCACAGGCGACAACUAAGGAAGGCAAAAAAAGGUUCCUGGUCAAGCGGCCUAAACAAACAAAGAGGCCAAUUGCAUCUCCCAUGAAAGGGCCCUGCACAUACGCCUAUGUACAAGAGCUCAUGAAGGAAACCCUCGCCCUCAAUUGCCACUACCCGUCGUACCGAGCUGCACGAAAGGCCAACUGUGUCGAGGCUCCCCCAACUCUGUCCAGUGGAUAUGAACGCCCCAACAAGGACCUGCUCAUCUCUAACCACCGUUCCCGGUUCAACUGCUAAGCUGAAGCUGAAGGAACAUGUACUGUCGGGGAAAAAUCAAAUGCGAACAGAAGAACGCGUGGCUUGCGGUACAAGCUGCGCCGCCUGGAAGCGAGCCUAGGGGCGAGGGUGCAUGGCCUACCCGAUGAGUUUACGCCCUUCGCUCGGCACUCCCCAAGCUUCAGCAGUGCGCCUCUUAGUGCACUGAAAGCUAUCACCACUAUCUUUGCUCACUCGGCGCAUGCGGCACAAGGAAGCUUGCUGCUUGUAGCAGCUAAAGCGCGCACUCUCUCGGAGCGAGCAAAGAUAGAGGUGGUAGCUUUCAGUGCCCUAAGAGACGCACUGAUGAAGCUUAGGGAGCGCCAAGCGGAGAGCAUAAACAUAUCGGAGUAGGCCACGCACCUUCGCCCCUAGGCUCACUUCCAGGCAGCGCAACCUGUACCGCAAGCCACGCGCUCCUCUGUUUGCAUAUCAUUUUUCCCUGACAGUACAUUGUGCAGGAACUUGAAACAUUUAUUUACACUAUGCACAAGCAGCAAAGCAGUUCGAUCUGACGUGUCAAUCGCAUCUGUUCCGAGCACGAGCCCCCGGCCGCCAUUUCAAAACGUCUGUGGCCCAUUUUCUCGUCUUAGGUCUCCGAUUGUUGGUACAGACUCCCCACCGAAUGGGUGUUACCCCAUUUUAAAUUUGUUAUCUCUAGCGGAUAGAGAAGUUGGUCUUUUCAGAAGACUGCCCCUGGCCGGGCGCACUAUACAUGCAAAAAUCCUGCCGUCUCGCCCACAGAAAACCUUUUCAACUCUUCCUAUCUUCCGGAGUAAACGUGGGAGCUGUUCCUUCAGAAGGACGAGCCCGCCCACCUCCAGACGUGGCGAUUGCUGGCCUUUUGUUUCAAGGGCAGAUCGAAGUUCUCUCGGGUAGUCUGACCUCCCGUUACUCAGAGCCUGUUAAAGAAUGCUUUCCUUUGUUUCCAUAUUUCUCGGAGCAUCUCUGGAGACGACGCAAAGUCUUCUCUUUCAGCCACUGGAAGUGCUGUCAGUCGUCCUCCCCUGAAAAAGCUAGUCGGUGUGAGCGGCUGGCCUUCGUCAAGCUCAUUGUAAACGAAUGUUGGGGGACAAGAAUUUAGCAUCGCCUCAAUUUCGCAUAGGACUGUGGACAACUCUUCUGCUGCGUUCAUAGUUUUUCUCCUGAUCACUUUUCUUAGUCCCACCUUCACGUAUCAAACCAGUCGCUCGUAGAAUCCUCCCCACCAAGGAGCACGCUCAACAAUAAAACUCCCCUCGAUGGUUGCAUUGGCGAAGUGAUUCACCACUUCUGAGUGUCGUAGGAUCUUCCGAAGUUCUGCCAGGUCUCUGGAGGCUCGCUUGAAGGUUAGCGCAUUGUUUGAGUAGAUGAUGCGGCAAAGUCCCCUCCAUGACACAAACUUACGGGCAGCUACAAGAAAACUUCUCGUUGAAACGUCUGGUACGAGCUCCAAGUGGACCACCCGCGCCACUGGACAAGUGAACAGCGUGAUGUACGACGUCCUUUGCCUGUAUGUACAGCAGUCCUGCAAAAUCUACACCAACUACCUCGAAAGGUUCAGCCUGCAUCGUUCUCGUACGCAGCAGAGGUCCCGCUGGAGCACUCGCCGGAAUAGCACUAAAUCGCUGGCACGUUACACACAGCGCAGCAUCUUCUUCACCAGCUCUCAUACCCCGAAGGAUCCAAUACCUCUCGCGGAGCUGGACUGGAGUGUGUCUUACUCCUGCGUGUAACACCAUCCUGUGAGCGUCGAUCACAAGUACCGUGGAAUAUCGAUGCUCUUUCAGUAGUACGAUAGGGUUUCGUUCAUCGUAUGUCAUGUUGUUCGAUCGGAGUCGCCCUCUUAUGCGAAGCACUACCUCUUGGUUGAUGAAACUACUGAAGUCUCGAAGAGAAGUGGAUGGGGUCUCGGUUCUGCUGGUCGCACGUCGAAGCUUGGCGGCAAACGCCGAUAUUAGCUUUUAGCCAAUAUGUCCGCGCUCCUUGGAUUUCCUCUGCAGUCAGAGGCCCCGAUUGUUUUCCCGUUGACCUAACGUUGUGAAGGAAUCGAAACAUCCACACUCUUGUUCUGUUGAGUUUUGAAGCUGAGCUGAAUGCGGUGACAUCAAGCAACGUUGCAGAUGGUGUUGAAAUGUCCAAUAUGUCAGCUCUCGGUCCCCUCUCCUCGAGCUUAUAUCGAGGUGGCUCCUCGCGCUUCUCCUUGGGCCAUUCUUUAGCUGGCAGCGGCAACCAACUGGUCCCCGAACAACAGAGUGGAGUGGAGACCAAUCCAAGGUGGUCAGACCUCGUGACAUGAGGUCGGCGGGGUUCUCCUUUCCCGGCAGGUGGUGCCAUGUCACACAUUGCAGUUCUUCUGUGGCAUUCCAGCAACCUUGUCAUUUGCCAACCUGAUGUCUGCCCUCUAUGGAAGGCCGACUUCGCACCUCCCAUUGGUCUUGGCGAUCAUAGUUUCGGAGUCUCGCAUGACAUCGUUGUCCGAAGGAUCGUCCACCGAUGCGUCGAUGACACCCAUCCUCUGAAGUUCCCAGAAUUGCUUGAGGCUUGGCAUGGGUUCGGGCUCUUGGACCGCCGUUCUCCGCAUGACCACCCUGGAGCAACUAAUAACCCGGGAGCUUGACCCUUUUCGUCCCUGAACCGCCCAUCCGAAUACGGGCUGCACUGCAGUCAAGCUUCCUCUGUCGGUGAAUCUUUCCAAUGAUGUACUCCCAGUAGUGAUCCGGGCCAAGCAGGAUAUCGAUGCCCCGAUGUUCCAGUCCGGUCAUGGCAUCUCCUACUAAGCAACCGAGCUCCUUUAAUGUCGCGACGAUGGAUUAAUCUGGGCUCGGGAGAUUUUGUUCGCAGAUGGUAGGUGUUUCUAGCAUGUCGAUUUCAUAUUUUUCGUAGUACCGUUGGUCCCGCAAAGUAAGCUGCACCCUGCGAAACAUACGUUCGGUGCUUUCGCCUCUGAACACGCCGAACGUGAGGAUCUCCAUCCCGAGU
Molecule: messenger RNA, 5705 nt
Organism: Ixodes scapularis (black-legged tick)
Lineage: Eukaryota; Metazoa; Arthropoda; Arachnida; Ixodida; Ixodidae
Exons: 11
Coding region: 294-2726 (810 amino acids)
Source: RefSeq, a predicted model, not a curated record